UACAUCGCGGAAGUUGCCAGACGGACGCCGUUAUGUCACAUCCAUACCGUCCUACGAGGCCAGGUCGUUGACCUUUCAACUCUGACACCAUGCCCCGAUCGUUCCUGGUCAAAAAGGUUAAAUAUCCGGUUGAUCACACCAACCGAUGGCAAUAUCGACAGCCUUCCAGUCCCACAGAGGCGACGCCUGCACCCAGCCCUCCUCUCAAUAACAGAGGAACUGGUACGAUUAGCGAGGCUACAGUCAUACGGCAAGAAACCCCGAGCAGAAUUCAAGAUAAUCUUUAUCAAAAUACCACACCGACGACACCGUGGUCCAACCUCUUGACUGAUCCCAGACCAGAGCCAGCAUCCAUACCAGACAGAGGACUUCACGUUUACAGUCACGGUGUUACGGUCAGUUAUACUUACGAUGCCUUUUUCGUCAGUGACGGGAGAUCGAGAAGGAGGAAUUCGAUUGGACUCCCAGAACGUCCCCGGCCUCGGUACACUUGUACCGAAUGCGGUAAACAGUACGCCACCUCAUCCAACUUGUCACGUCACAAGCAGACGCAUCGCAGCCCCGAUUCUCAACUGGCCAAGAAAUGUUCGACCUGCGGUAAAGUGUACGUCAGUAUGCCCGCCCUGUCCAUGCACGUGCUGACCCACAACCUCAAUCACAAGUGUAGCGUGUGUGGUAAGGCAUUCUCCAGGCCCUGGUUGCUUCAGGGCCACAUGAGAUCGCACACGGGCGAGAAACCUUACGGCUGUGCACACUGUGGUAAAGCAUUCGCAGAUAGGUCUAAUUUGAGGGCCCACAUGCAGACGCACUCGGCCUUUAAGCAUUACAGAUGCCAACGAUGUGACAAAACUUUCGCACUCAAGUCGUACUUGAACAAACAUUACGAGUCCUCCUGUUUUAAAGAGACUCCAAAUAUUAUCGAUAGGCAAUAAAUUUCAUAUAUAUAUAUACGUAAUCAAUUCGACCAAGCAAUAGUGUAUCCAAAGCAAUAAUUUUUACACCAACUUCCGAUCGGAGUGGUCCUUUACUUAGCGUGUAGUUUCAGCUAUUCGUUGAAUUUCGAGCAAUAUAAUAUAUAUAUAUAUGUAAUCCAUAAAUCUCUAAAAUAUUUUUAUUUUAUUAAAUCUAUGCACAAAGAAACGAUAACAGACCAUUAAAUGUAAUUGAUUUAUAUUCAUUAUCACCUUUAUAAGUUUACAUCAGACGAGGGAUGUUACCGAAGACGAAGAGAGGUGAGGAACUUAUAUAUAUAUAUAGUUUAGAAUACACACGAUGCAUAGUUUAGUCGCUGGGCUGAUAGUGCAAUAAUAUAGUCUCACGUAGUGAAUAUAAGCUAUUCUGUGUUAAUAAAUCUCCAUAUUUGGCUUAUAGAGAAGGACUCUAACCGACCUCGGCCUCGUGUCUUUAUCUAUGCGGAUGUGGCAUACCUCAGUGGAUGAAAUCCUAGGCAUUACGGGAAAGUCAAAAUAUAGGGAUUUAAAAACAAAAAAUUUUGGCAAUUUUUCUUAAACAACGAGAAUUAUAUACCCUUUUUCCUUCGCGAUCUUUCAUGCAGUUUUUUGCCAAAAAAAAGCACUCUCUGAAGGUAGAAAAAUACGAAGCCAUCCUUAGAGCAUAUUUCUGAAUAUAAUAUAUUUUUCACAUUUUCCAAGAGAAAAUAUAAAAUUAAAAAAAAAAAAACUUGAACUGGAUUUAGACUAUUAUAUUAAUGAAGUUUAAAGAUUUUUCUCUAAUCUUUAAAAAUAAGUAGAGAGAAUUUCCUAUACGAUACCAAGAAAAUUAAUUUAAAAAUUUAGGUCAGCUGUAAAUAUAUCAAACUUAGGCCUUAGAUAUAAAAUAUAAGGAAAAUGUAAACUAGGCUAACCUGGGAGUAGAAUUGUCAGGUCAAAGGGUCGAGCGAGAUUUCUAUAUAUAUAUAUAAUGAUAUUCUAAGCAAGUUAAUGGUUAUUUCAGUAAAUAAUAAACGCGAGAACGUGUCUAGUUUUGUUUAUAAACAGAAAUUAAUGGUAAAUAAAUAUAUAAACUCGAUAAUUAUUGGAAAAAAUCUCCUGAUUUUUCUCGUAGA
Messenger RNA from Centruroides sculpturatus (bark scorpion), 2065 nucleotides. RefSeq names its product transcriptional repressor scratch 2-like. NCBI's taxonomy places the organism in Eukaryota, Metazoa, Arthropoda, Arachnida, Scorpiones, Buthidae. The transcript has 2 exons. The record is from RefSeq and is a predicted model, not a curated record. Gene Ontology annotation, molecular function: RNA polymerase II cis-regulatory region sequence-specific DNA binding; DNA-binding transcription factor activity, RNA polymerase II-specific. The coding region runs from base 90 to 932 and encodes 280 amino acids. Gene Ontology annotation, biological process: regulation of DNA-templated transcription.